UUUCAGAUUUUAGCAUAAGGAUGAGUGUUGAUGACGUAUUGGAGUUCCUGCGAUCCCGAAGUUUGCCAGAUCGUGCACUUGAGAGGAUACAAGAGGAAAAGAUUGAUGCCGAGACUGUGCUUGGGAGCGAUGACCAAACCUUAGCCCGAUUUAUUCCUACAUUAGGCGAUCGUAUUGCUUUGAAGAACUUUUGUGCAAAAAACCAAAAAUCCUUAAAUACAACUGAAACAAAAAGAUCACGUCUAUUUGGGAUUUUAAAAGCAAAAAUGAACGCCAUGGACAAGACUAAGUCGUCACCUUCCACAUCAUCUCCAAAUGCACAUGCGAGAAAAAUGACAAGAAAAGUUGAGUUCGGUUGGAUCCAUAAAGGCCGGCAAGUGAGAAAGCGUCUUGGUGGGGGAUGUAGGAAAGUUGAUGUUGAUAGAAAUGCUUCCAAAUUCCAGCUGCUUCACAUAGGGAAAGGACUCUUCUUUCCCGAGGGUCUAUCCACGAAAGGAAAGGAAGAGGAAUUUGAAUUUGAUAUCCUUGAUUUCAAAGAAACCCCACUGCCGCCUACUUCAACUGUUAACGAGUGCUAUGAAGUUUUCAAAACAGGACUUGUAACUUUCUAUCUCCACACAUCUGAUAAAGGUCAGGGUCAGAGUUCAAGUGGUCAAAGUGCAGGUCAGGGUCAGAGUUCAAGUGGUCAAAGUGCAGGUCAGGAUCAGAUUUCAAGUGGUCACAGUGUAGGUCAGGGUCGGAGUACAAGUGCUCGAAGUGCAGGUCAGGGUACCACUGCCAAACUGGAUGCAUCAAACACUACAGAAAUAUAUCACGGGAAGCAGUCGGGACUGUACACUAUUGAUGCUACUGACAUACUGGGUGAAGCUGCUGCCUCUGUUGGGGGAUUCCCUGAUGAUGACUUCGACUUGCCAGAUAUAAAUGUUGGUGACUUUGACUUCAACUUCACCCUAGCAGGAGGAGGUGUUCCCACGGAAACGAAGGAUGUUCAAUCGGUUGAAAUGACAAUUCACCGUGGGUCACUCGUGCUAUCGGAGUUGUGCAGCUAUUUCAAGGACGCUUCCAUUAUGAACAAGAUCAUAAACAUCGUACGCAUCCUUCCUAAUGGUGAUAUAGAAAAGGCUCAGGAUACAGGCGGUGUCUUUAAAGAUACUCUCACGGAGUUCUGGGAACUGUUCUACAGUCAGUGUACAGUUGGCCGUGAUGUCAAGGUUCCGUUCCUGCGACAUGACUACGGGCAGGAAGAAUGGAAUGCUGUUGGUCGCAUUCUUGUUUACGGUUGGAAGCAUCAAGGAUACUGGCCAGUGAAGAUGUCUCACGUCUUCCUUCACCACUGCCUCUUCCCUCAGCUACCCAUACCUCAGGACAAGCUUCUGGAAAGCUUUUACGGAUUUAUUUCAUCGGUUGACAAGGACGUAUUUACAAAUGCUGUCCAGAAUUUCGCAGAUGCCGACAUUGAUGAAAUCAUUGAAGCCCUGGAAGAACAUGAGUGUAGAACAGCUAUCAACAGAGACAAUAUUCUUCCUGUAAUCCUGGAAAUAGCACACAAAGAGCUGAUCCAAACGCCGAUGUACGUCAGUGACUGUUGGCGCGACAUCAUUGGCGUAGUUCACAUGACAAGCGCCCAACUGGAAAACGUCUACAAAUCUCUGGUACCAAGCAACAAGGGUGUCAUACAGAUUAUGAAGUUCCCUCCUUGUAAUACCACUGAAGAAAACACAACCGUGAAACACUUAAAACGAUAUGUGAAAGAGCUGGAUGCUAAGAAGCUUGGCAUGUUUUUGCGGUUUUGUACUGGAUCUGACUUGGUGACAGUUGAACAGAUAACAGUUGAACUUCUUCCGAUGAAGCCGUUUGAGCGAAGACCUAUCGGACACACCUGUGGCUGUGUACUUCAGAUUGGAGAACACUAUGACACAUUUGCAGAAUUUCGAUCUGAAUUCGACAGUGUACUGGACAGCAACAUAUGGGUAAUGGACAUUGUGUAAGUGUCGAACAGACUGUUAUCUCGACAACAUGAUCUUUCCUUUAUAUGCCAGAUGGUUAUGUGUUCUCACAACUGAUCAGGAUAUGGUUUUGUAGUUUACAGUUGUGAAGGACAAAGGUUUUGUCAUUCUUUGAAUGUUCACGAGUAACCCGAGAUAACUUUUCUCCCUUUUUGUUUCUUUAUCUUAUUAAUGAACGUAACAUCAUUGAAAGAUUUUACAUUUUCAAAUUUGCCAAAGCAGGCAGAGUUAUUCUAUUUUGAUACUGGUUCUUGUGACAAUUAGACGUAAGAGAAUUUUUAUUUCAAAACCAAUCUUUAGUGUUUCAUUACUUGGUUGUUGUUUACGAGUUGAAUGUUUUGAUAAACAUCAUGAAGGCACUUGACAAUGAAGACAUUAUGUGCCUUUGUUCCUUCUAUACAGUAGUCAUUAAUAAUUCAUCAAUGUUAUGUAAUAGUAUGCAGGGGUUUUAUUUGCAGUAAAGACAGCAUAAGAUAAUGGAUAUAUGUGGGAAUAAUGACAUUGAUGGGGAACUGAAACAAAGUUGAUUUACAUUGUAUGUUCUGGGUUUUUUUCCAAUACAUGUAAUAUGUUAUGAUCA
Haliotis rubra (blacklip abalone) is the source of this 2586-nucleotide messenger RNA. RefSeq lists its product as uncharacterized. Bases 21 to 1988 code for a protein of 655 amino acids. Gene Ontology annotation, molecular function: ubiquitin-protein transferase activity. The record is from RefSeq and is a predicted model, not a curated record. NCBI's taxonomy places the organism in Eukaryota, Metazoa, Mollusca, Gastropoda, Lepetellida, Haliotidae. The transcript is spliced from 2 exons.